Messenger RNA from Eubalaena glacialis (North Atlantic right whale), 1635 nucleotides. It is a transcript of the gene ZNF891, whose product is annotated as zinc finger protein 891. The record is from RefSeq and is a predicted model, not a curated record. Gene Ontology annotation, molecular function: DNA-binding transcription repressor activity, RNA polymerase II-specific. NCBI's taxonomy places the organism in Eukaryota, Metazoa, Chordata, Mammalia, Artiodactyla, Balaenidae. The coding region runs from base 1 to 1635 and encodes 544 amino acids. Gene Ontology annotation, biological process: negative regulation of transcription by RNA polymerase II. The transcript has a single exon.
AUGGCAGCCAUUGACCUGUGCCCAAUAUGGGCUCUGCCUACACAGGACUCUGCCUGUUUCUAUGUGAGAAAUACUGAGGGGGAAAGGAUAGUGCCUGGAUUCCCAGCAACCUGGUUACAGGGACCAGUGUCCUUUAAGGAUGUGGCUGUGGAGUUCACCCAGGAGGAGUGGAUGAUGUUGGACUCUGCUCAGAGAAGUAUGUACAGAGAUGUAAUGUUGGAAAACUAUGUAAAUUUCACCUUAGUGGAAUAUCAAUUAUGCAAGCCUGUGAUCUCCCUGUCGGGUCAAGAAGACAUAAGAACUGUGAAAAGGAGAAUUCCCCAAGGCACCUGUCCAGACUGGGAGAUUCAACUGAAAACCAAAGAAUCAACUUCUAACCAGAAUAUUUUUGGGGGAAAAUCAUCUAGUGGCAAGAAAAUGAUAAGAUUCACAAUGGAUGAUUGGUCUCCCACAUUAAGAGCAGACUGGGAAUGCCAUAAAAUCAGAAAACAGCACAAGAUCCCAGAGGGGAUUUUGAGGCAAGUGACAUUUACUCAAAAGAAGGGAGCAUCUCAGGAGAGAUUGUAUGACUAUCAUGAAUUAGAGGAGGACUCUAAACUCAGAUCAAAACUUUUUUCAAAGAGAGUUUCCAUCAGUAAACAUUGCCAUAAGUGUUACUUAGAUAUUGAGUGUUUGAAGCAUAAUUCAAUCCUAAACAAUUAUGAAAAAAACUCUGUAAGUGAGAGGGUCUGUGAAAGUCAUGAAUAUGACAGAGCUCUGUGGCAUCUUGAAAGAACUCAAACAGCACAAAAAGAGUAUACAUGCUCCAAACAUGGCAUACACUUUAAACAUAAUAAUAUGCUUCCUAUAUGCAACAAUUAUCAUAUGGGGGAGAAUUCCUAUGAGUGUAAUAAAAACAAAACCUUUUGUCAUCAUUCAUCCCUUAAGCAACAGGAGCAAACUCCUACUGAAGAGAAGCAUGAACGUAAUCAACGUGGAAAAGCCUUCAAAAGGAUUUCUAAUCUUAUUUUGCACAAGAGAAGUCACAUGGGUGAGAAACAAUAUGAAUGUAAAGAAUGUAGGAAAGUCUUCAAUGAUUCCUCAACCCUAAGGAGACAUGUAAGAACUCACACUGGUGAGAAACCCUAUGAAUGUAAUCAAUGUGGAAAAGCUUUCAGUCAAAAAACAUCUCUUAAGGUUCACGUGAGAACUCACACUGGAGAGAAACCUUAUGAGUGUAAUCAUUGUGGAAAAUCCUUUGGCACAAGUUCUUACCUUACAGUGCACAAGAGAAUACACAGUGGGGAGAAACUCUAUGAAUGCAGUGACUGUGGAAAAGCCUUCAACACAAGCUCUCACCUUAAAGUUCACAAGAAAACACACACUGGAGAGAACCUUUAUGAAUGCACUGACUGUGGGAAGGUUUUUAGUGGUCUCUCAUCUCUUAGAAUGCAUGUGAGAACUCAUACCGGGGAGAAACCCUACGAAUGUAAGGAAUGCAGGAAAACCUUCAGUGUCUCCUCUUCCCUUAGGAGACAUGUGAGAACUCACACUGGAGAGAAACCCUAUGGCUGUAUUCAAUGUGGAAAAACCUUCAGUCAGAGUUCUUCACUUACUAUACACAAGAGAAUUCAUACUGGGAGAGAAACCUUGUAA